CGUUACUGCCGUAAAUAGACCGCGACUGUCGUAUAUUGCACAAUGCUUCUACGGAAGAAAAUGAAAUAGAGAUCUUCUGUAUUAUUGACUGACAUGCUGAAUAAAGGAGAGAAAAAUGUUGAAGACACCGGUUUUAUGUCUGUAGGAGACCUAAAUGUGAAUUAAGUAGUCCAGUCUCGACCAGAGAAUGGACUACGACAGGACUGUUUUGGUGACUGGAGGCUCUGGAUUCAUUGGCUCCCAUCUAGUGUGUUCACUGGUCAACACACACCCAGACUGGAGAGUUAUUAACCUCGAUAACUUGGAAUACUGCUGCAGCCCAAGGAGUCUGGAGAGCAUUGAAGACAGAACAAACUAUACUUUUAUAAGGGGGGAUGUGUGUAACUCCCAGCUGGUAAACCACAUUUUCAACACAGAACACAUUGAUGUGAUCUUCCACCUGGCAGCUAAAACCCACGUUGAGUCGUCGUUUGAAUGUCCGACCAGUUUCCAGCGGGUUAACAUCACUGGUACCGGAGUUUUACUGGGAGCUGCCCAUCAGGCCCGACACCAGCCGCAGUGCUUCAUCUACGUCAGCACUGAUGAAGUGUAUGGACCCAGUCUGGACGAGGUAUUUGAUGAGAGCAGUCCAGUGAGACCCUCCAACCCAUAUUCUGCUACUAAAGCAGCUGCAGAGUACCUGGUCAGGUCCUACUGGGACAAAUAUAAGUUUCCUAUCAUCAUUACCAGGAGCAACAAUAUCUACGGGCCCAGGCAGUACACCGAGAAGGUGAUUCCCAGGUUUCUCACCCUCCUGCAAACGAAUAAAAAAUGCACCAUCCAGGGAACCCUCCCUAUAUCCCGCCAUUUCCUGUUUGUUGAUGAUGCCAUUAACGCUUUCCUGCUGGUCCUGGAGAAAGGGACUGUGGGAGAAAUCUACAACAUGGGGGCAAGCUGUGAGAUUCCCAUCAGGCAACUGGCCAGAGAGCUUGUUAAAAUGGUCAAGAAUGUGCCAGACUCUGAGGUGAAUAAUUGGCUAGAGUUUGUGCCUGACAGGCCGCAGGUCGACCUGCGCUACCCCAUCAAAUGUGAGAAGCUGCAGCAGCUUGGCUGGAGAGCUGAGGUGUCCUGGGCUGAAGGCAUCAGGCAGACCGUCAAAUGGUACAGAGACAACCUAGACUUCUGGUCAGAAGCAGAUGAGGACCAAGGACAAAUCGGAAGCCAGCUUGAAAGAGCUACAGCCAAAUAAGUGGCCUCUGCUGCGCCCUGCAGCUUAACCGACAGGACACAGCGUGAACUGCCAACAUAAAAUGAUUUCACAUGAUCUUUGUGUAGUUCAGCGGCUGAAAUAACCAUCACUGAACACACAAACAUCACUCUUACUGUACAGAAUUGGUUCUUAUUCUGACCUGUCUCUAAAUGAUCACUGGACCAAGUGGUGGUGAAGUGCUAGUCAACAGGAAGGCAGAGCCAAUGCAAAGGUUCACCUGGAAAUGAAAGCACUUUAUCUUGAUAUUAAUUACUGAGCCAGGUGAUGUUGACAAGUGGUCUUAUUUGGCUCAGCUUGGGGGAGUGUGCACAUUUAUAUGCUUCAACAAGACACGUUCCAGGCUUUAU
Molecule: messenger RNA, 1596 nt
Organism: Monopterus albus (swamp eel)
Lineage: Eukaryota; Metazoa; Chordata; Actinopteri; Synbranchiformes; Synbranchidae
Gene: tgds
Product: TDP-glucose 4,6-dehydratase
Exons: 12
Coding region: 188-1228 (346 amino acids)
Biological process (GO): nucleotide-sugar metabolic process
Molecular function (GO): dTDP-glucose 4,6-dehydratase activity
Source: RefSeq, a predicted model, not a curated record